CGUCUGUAUUGUAGCACAGGGUAACAGUCUCGCAACGUCGCUCGCUGGAGCUUCUCCAAUUUUAGGGUCUCUUCGGAGGAGGAUCUUGUGGUAGUACACUUCGUGGGCUGCUGCAUCAAGCGCUGUGCAUUACGAUGAGCAUUACGAUGAGAGCAUUAUUUCACCAUGGUGGAGUUAGUUAGUACGGGAGCGUGACUUGCAAAUAGGCUCACCACAUUGUUGAUAUUUGUCGUGAGGAAAAUCAAGGUGCCUGUUGCGUUUUUUGGUGGACUGGACGGUUGAGUUUCGUGCUGCUUGUUUGUAUUCGGAAGUGGACAUGGCGACAGCCGUGGCUCCCAAGGCGCACCCGACUUGCAUAAACUCAGGGAAUCCGUUUCAUGAGUGCAGCGAGUACUGCUAUCGGAGGAUCGCAGAAGGGCGCACAUCUAACAGUGCUGUUGCUGCAGCUGAUGUGAAACUGUCAGAUGCGGAACUACCUACAUCAUUUGGAAAGGAAGCUGAACCUAGGAUAAUUCUUAGAGGUCGACAUUCAGGGAAUGACGCGGCCAACGUUGAGUCGGAGGUCUCAGAACAGAAUACUACCGUUGUAGUCAAUGAACCAGAGGAUUCAGGAAUUGACCCGGCAGCCUAUGCCGCUAUGACUCCCACCCAAAAAAAGCUAUUUGACUUGCGUUUGAAGCUGAACCAGGCACGGAAAGAUAAUCAGCUUGCGAUAAUAGCCGAGAAGAAACGUGAGGAUGCCCCCGAAGAGACUAGAGGUGUUUCUAAGCAGAAGUGGUUUGAGGAGAAGAAGAGAAAGGUAGGAAAGCAACUAGAAGCUAAUGGUCUCGAUAUGUCCAAGGCUUACAUGCUGGACACUCAGGAAGAUGCAGAGGGCAAGUACAAGAAGUGGGAAAAGAAACCUGCACCAUUUGGAUGGGACGUGUUCAAUCAAAAAUCCUUGUACAAUGGGUAUAAAAAACGGACGAAAAAUAUCGUAGUGAAUCCUGAGGAAUACGCGAAAGCACGUGAAGCAGAUCCCGACUUUUACCGUGAUGGGGCUAGUCUUCAGUAUGGAAAGCAAGUUGAGGUACCGGAAGAGAACAUUGAUAGGAUGGUGAAAGAACUGGAUGAAAGAGGGAAAGCUCGGAAGGAGUUCAGUCGGCGUCGUAAAUUUCAUGAUGAACGGGAUAUCGACUCUAUUAAUGAUCGGAAUGAGCAUUUCAAUCGCAAGAUCGAAAGAGCAUUUGGAAAAUACACUGUGGAAAUUAAGAACAACCUGGAGCGUGGGACUGCUCUACCUGACUGACCAAUCAACGUUUAGCCUCUACUAUAUGAUGGGCUUAUGCCGAAUCGUUUGGUUUCGGUUUUUCAAUGUGGAACAUGAUCAGUCAUGCUCAACAUUCUUGUAUCAUGUUCGGCGGUUCUGCCUGUUUACAUUAAAUUCAGAUUUUCACACUCGUGCAUUGGAA
Messenger RNA from Physcomitrium patens, 1451 nucleotides. RefSeq names its product pre-mRNA-splicing factor SYF2. Gene Ontology annotation, cellular component: Prp19 complex; post-mRNA release spliceosomal complex; catalytic step 2 spliceosome. Lineage: Eukaryota; Viridiplantae; Streptophyta; Bryopsida; Funariales; Funariaceae. The record is from RefSeq and is a predicted model, not a curated record.